Messenger RNA from Lactuca virosa, 447 nucleotides. NCBI's taxonomy places the organism in Eukaryota, Viridiplantae, Streptophyta, Magnoliopsida, Asterales, Asteraceae. The record is from the annotation of a GenBank genome assembly.
AUGGUCAUCGGCGGCAAUGGUUUGCUCCGAAGGGAGUAUCCAAUCGUCACAACUAUGUUCGUCACCAACCUACCUGAUGGAACUCGAAAGGAGACUGUUAAGAAGAUAUUUUCAAGAUAUGGGAGUAUAUCAGAUAUUUACAUGGCGACAAAGAAAGAUUCAAACAAGAAAAACUUUGCUUUUGUCAGAUUCAAAGGGGUGCAGGACAAGAUGCAAUUGGAGGCUUCCCUGCAAGGACUGAAAUGUAUGGGUUCAGUGCUGGAGAUUAAUGUAGCAAAGUUUGAAAGGAAAGCAGUCUCGGCAAGCCCAGGCUGGCUCAGAACAUCGAAGGUAACAAGAAAAAAUUGCACCAUAAUGCUUUGGGCUCGUUCCGGGAUGGCAGAUCUUUUGUUGCGGUAUUAUCUAGGAGUGACGGUCGACCUCCCCCUCCUCCACCCCCGGAGUUAA